Messenger RNA from Lolium perenne, 663 nucleotides. The record is from RefSeq and is a predicted model, not a curated record. NCBI's taxonomy places the organism in Eukaryota, Viridiplantae, Streptophyta, Magnoliopsida, Poales, Poaceae.
AUGGGGCAGGAGGCUUCGCUCACCCUCGAAGAUGAUGGCGUUGUGGUGGAGGUCUCCGACGAGGAUGCCGACGAGGUCGCAGACGAGGACGCCGACGAGCUCGCAGACGAGGACGCCGAUGUGGAGGAGCAGGGUUCCCGACGGUUCGCUCCCGGAGCCAAUGACGAUGAGGCCAGCAGAAGCCGGCGUCCGCUGCCGGCGCUGCGGGCCGGAGGGAACCGCGGCGGCCUCCACACCGGAGAGGCCGCCCGCGGAGGCGCGGCAUUGCCGCCACCGGCGCCGCUGCUGCUGCAGCCCAAGCCGGAGUCCUCCGAGGAGGACCCCGACCUCCGCGUCGCGCCGCUUAUAUCGGCGGCGGAGGAGGAAGCUCAAUGGCCGCAGCUCCAAGCGGUCAUUCGCACCUCCGUGAUGGAGGAGGAGGCCCGGCAGGCGGUCGAGGACGCCGAGGCCCGGGAGCUCUUCGCCCGGGCCCGCCGGGAGGUGGAAGAAACGCGGCGGCACGAGGAGGCCCGGCUCCGCCGCGAGGAGCAGCGGCGGCGGGAGGCCGAGCGCCGCGCGGAGCAGGGGAGGGCUCCGGCGGGCCGGGCGCCUCGCCCGGCGGAGAGGGAGAUACAGAUGGAUGGAGCACUGGAGCUCAGCGUUCGAUCUGGUUCGAGCUCGUGA